Messenger RNA from Phytophthora nicotianae INRA-310, 984 nucleotides. RefSeq lists its product as hypothetical. The coding region runs from base 1 to 984 and encodes 327 amino acids. NCBI's taxonomy places the organism in Eukaryota, Oomycota, Peronosporomycetes, Peronosporales, Peronosporaceae. The transcript has 3 exons. The record is from RefSeq and is a predicted model, not a curated record.
AUGGAUCCUGAUAUACUGGUCCUGGCUGUGCAAGGUCUCAGAGCCGGAGAGCUGGAUCUUGACAGUCUCGAUCUCGGUCAGGAGACUCUGGUUGCUCUACAACACAUUCAGGCUGAGACCGAGUCUUCAUCGGAUCCCCAAGCGCUGCUAGCGGCUCUCGCAAAAGCUGCUCACCAAGUCGCUCACGGCAAGCCCCGCAAGCGUCUUCGUGCAGGUAACAAGGACUCUGGAGAUGAGCGUGGGUACGGCUCCGACUCGCCGCUGGAGGACAAGUCGCCUGCUCCGACCGAUAAGGCCAGUUCAGCUAUGUCAGCUGCUGGUCUGGGUGAUGAGGUUUCCUCCGACUCUUCGAUCCAGAGGUCUGUCCGCCGAGGGCUUCACAAGCCAAAGUCCUGGAAGAAGCAGAAGAAGCGUCGGAGGACACAUUCUGAAACUUCCUCGCCGGCCGCUUCGCGUACAAGUCGAAGUCCAAUCCUACCGACGCCUCGUGCACAUCUACGCACUCCUCCGUCGGCGUCUGCCAAGUCUCCAAGGGGUCGUCAGCGGAGUCGUUCUCUGUCUGUGCCCGCACGUCCGCCCUCUGGCUCGAAGAUGCAGCGUAAUGUGGAGAUGAGCGACGAUCAAGCCGGAGGUCAAGCGAGUGUUCCUGCUGUGACUACAAGCUCCGCUGAUGAUCGCGCCGUUUCUCCGCCUCCUGACGAUGCGUCCAAGGCUUCACCAGUCGUCACCGAGUCUCCUGCGCGUGAUGAAGAGUCGCCAGGUCGCGCUUCGCCUUCCCCUCCUGCUCCUGCGACUGUCGAGACUGAAGCCGAGGACCCGGAUGCCCUCGAAGCCGCUGAGCUUCGCCUGAUGUUCGGCUCGGAUGACGAAGAUGAAGCACCCGGUCAGCCAGCUUCAAGUGCGCCUGCUAAGUCGACGCCAUCGCCCCCGGCUCAAGACGAAACUUCUGGACCAUGCCUUCUCAAGCUGCUGAAGAUGUUCUGA